Molecule: messenger RNA, 681 nt
Organism: Enterobius vermicularis (human pinworm)
Lineage: Eukaryota; Metazoa; Nematoda; Chromadorea; Rhabditida; Oxyuridae
Source: the annotation of a GenBank genome assembly
AUGGCAGCGGCAGGACCAAAUAUUACAUUUGAAGUGAAUAAGCAGGCAGCUCGUUAUAACGGACUUUCUAGUUGGCUUACUUGUCCACCUACUGUUCCAUCGGAGGUUGGACGUGACGAACUUAAUAAGGAGCUUGAUCGGUUGGAAUCCAAGGGAAGUGAGAUGACAGAAGCAGAUCAACAAAAAUACAGGCAGUUAGUGGAUGAGCUUGGUAAAAUUCGGGAACCAUUGUUUUUCAAGUCUUCGCGUCUAGUUAAGCCACAAAACCGGGAAGACGUUAGUACAUUGAAUAUUAGCAAAGAAAAAGAGGAGGUUGACGUUGGUACCAUUCCUGAAAAAGGAAAUUCUCAGACGGAACACUGUUCUACGGAUUCAAGUAAGUUUUGCGCCAUAGUUGUUAUAGUGCAGUUUUUUUUUUUGAGGAAAGGAUUUAAGAUGUUUGUCAAUAAAGUGAUAGAUCACAUAAGUAGCAUCAAGGUGUAUCGUGAUCCGAGAUUGAAAAGGUUAAAUGAGAUCCAGGCAAGGAAAAAUGCAUCUCAGUCAAAUGUACGAAUUGACGGUGCUAAUCUUGGUUUUCGUGAGAAAAUGAGGCUAUUUGCUGAGCAAGCUGGCGAGAUGUCAUUGAAAAACCGGUAUAAGACAUCGUCAGCACAACGCGAAAUUGAACAAUCCCUUGAUUGA